Suricata suricatta (meerkat) is the source of this 2418-nucleotide messenger RNA. RefSeq names its product calpain 10 (gene CAPN10). The transcript is spliced from 12 exons. Lineage: Eukaryota; Metazoa; Chordata; Mammalia; Carnivora; Herpestidae. Bases 43 to 2037 code for a protein of 664 amino acids. Gene Ontology annotation, biological process: proteolysis. Gene Ontology annotation, molecular function: calcium-dependent cysteine-type endopeptidase activity. The record is from RefSeq and is a predicted model, not a curated record. Gene Ontology annotation, cellular component: cytoplasm.
GCCCUCCUUCCGGGCUGUCAAUCGGAGCGCGGAGCGCCCAGGAUGCGGCCGCCGUCCAGGGAGCUCUUCCGAGACGCCGACUUCCCCGCCUCGGACUCCUCACUGUUCUCCAGCUUCUCCACGCCGCUGGCCCAGUUCCGGGAGGACAUCACGUGGAGGAGGCCCCAGGAGCUCUGUGCCGCACCCCGGCUGUUUGCAGAUGACCCGCAGGAAGGACAGGUGAAGCAAGGCCUGCUGGGGGACUGCUGGCUGCUGUGUGCCUGCGCCGCCCUGCAGAAGAGCCAGCACCUCCUGGAGCAGGUCAUCCCUCCAGGACAGCCGGGCUGGCGCGACCCCGCGUACCGCGGCUCCUUCACCUGUCGAGUUUGGCAGUUUGGACGCUGGGUGGAGGUGACCAUAGAUGACCGUCUGCCUUGUCUUGCAGGGAGACUCUGCUUCUCCCGGUGCCAGAGAGAGGAUGUGUUCUGGCUUCCCUUGCUGGAGAAGGUCUAUGCCAAGGUCUAUGGGUCCUAUGAGUGCCUGUGGGCGGGGCAGGUGGCGGAUGCCCUGGUGGACCUCACUGGCGGCCUGGCGGAGCGGUGGAGCCUGAAGGACGAGGCGAGAACCGGCGGCCGACAGGACGGGCCCGGCGGCUCGGAGCACAGGACUUGCCGGCGGCUGCUCCGCCUCAAGGACCGCUGUCUGAUAAGCUGCUCGGUGCUCAGCCCCAGAGCCGGUGCCAGGGAGUCGGGCGAGUUUCACGCCUUCAUCGUGUCGGACGUGCGAGAGCUCCGGGGGCGGGCUGGCCAGGGCCUCCUGCUGCUGCGCAUUCGGAACCCCUGGGGCCGGCGGUGCUGGCGGGGGCCCUGGAGAGAGGGGGGCGAGGGCUGGAGCCUGGUGGACCCGGCGGACGAGGCUGCGCUGCUGUCCCAGCUGCGGGAAGGCGAGUUCUGGGUGGAGGAGGCCGAGUUCCUGCAGGAGUUUGACGAGGUCACUGUGGGCUUCCCGGUCACGGAGGCCGGCCACCUGCAGAGCCUCUACUCAGAAAAGGAGCUGUGCCACACCCAGGAGCUGCCCGGGGCCUGGGUCAAGGGCCAGUCGGCGGGAGGCUGUCGGAACAACAGUGGCUUUCCCAGCAACCCCAAAUUUUGGCUGCGGGUCUCGGAGCCCAGUGAGGUGUAUGUCGCCGUCCUGCAGAGACCCAGGGUGUGCACCGCGGGCCGGGCAGGCCGGACUCGGGCACCGGUGACAGGCGACCGCGCCCCGUGGGGCCCGGCCCGCCUCCUGAGCAAGGACUACCAGGCUGUGGGCCUGCACAUCUGGAAGGUGGAGAAGCGGCGGGUCAGCCUGCCCAGAGUCCUGUCCUCGCCCCCCGUGGCUGGUACUGUGUGCCAUGCCUACGCCCGGGAGGUGCACCUGCGCUGUGAGCUCAGCCCCGGCUACUACCUGGCCGUCCCCAGCACCUUCCUGAAGGACGUGCCAGGGCACUUUCUGCUCCGGGUCUUCUCCAGCGGGAGGGUCUCCCUCAGCGCCGUCAAGACAGCGGCCCCGAGCGCCGCCUCCGGGGAGGCCCAGCCGGCAGGGGAGUGGGAGACCGUGCAGCUGCGGGGCUCCUGGAGGGCCGGCCGCACGGCGGGGGGCAGCAGGAACUUCGCCUCCUACCCUUGCAACCCCUGCUUUCCGCUCGCGGUCCCCGAGGGCGCGGGCCCCCGCUGCAUCCGGAUCACCUUGCGCCAGCACUGCCGGGACAGUGAGUGCCACCCCAUCGGCUUCCACGUCUUCCAGGUUCCGGAUGGUGGGAGCCUGGGCGCGGCCCAGCUGCUGCUCCAGGACCCCCUGCUGAGCUGUGUGCCGCACUGCCACACCCAGGAGGUGAGCCGGCUCUGCCACCUGUCGGCGGGGACCUACAGGAUUGUGCCCUCCACCUACCUGCCAGACACAGAAGGGGCCUUCACGGUGACCAUCGCCACCAGAAUAGACAGGCGCUCCAUUCACAGCCAGGAAAGGCUGGGGCAGCUCCUCCAGGAGGCCUCCUUCAUGGCGGUUAUGAAGACCUAACCGAGGACCCCUGUGUCAGCUCUGGCGACGGGGGUGCGAGAGGCUCCCUCCCACGGCACCACCAGCCUCCGCGCUGUGGCUCACGGUCCUGCGCUGGACGGCCGUACAUGCCCGCGGGCCCAGGCCAAGAGCCCCCGUCCUGCAGGGAGGUGGCCAUGGGUGAAGCCGGCGCCUCAGGAAAGGCAGGAACAGCCCCGCACAGGCGUCUUGGGACCAUGCUGCCGAGGCCGGAGUGCGUCCAGGCCCCUCCGUGGCCUGUGUCCCGGCUCCCGAGAGAGGCCUUGCAGCAGACAAGAGUGUGCCAGGACAGGUCUUGUGUAGAACUAUUUAUGUCAGACGUUUUUAGGCGGCAACUUUAUAAAUAAACGUGGGUACUGAGCA